Messenger RNA from Penaeus indicus, 4945 nucleotides. It is a transcript of the gene Kcmf1, whose product is annotated as E3 ubiquitin-protein ligase KCMF1-like. NCBI's taxonomy places the organism in Eukaryota, Metazoa, Arthropoda, Malacostraca, Decapoda, Penaeidae. Gene Ontology annotation, molecular function: zinc ion binding. Gene Ontology annotation, biological process: synaptic signaling. Gene Ontology annotation, cellular component: plasma membrane. The record is from RefSeq and is a predicted model, not a curated record. The coding region runs from base 199 to 1821 and encodes 540 amino acids. The transcript has 8 exons.
GUUCCAAGAUCGAAGUUUCAUGACGUCACCAUGGCCUAGUUGAGGUGUUGUGGAGGAAAAACGCUCUUAUUUCACUCCAAAUCUCGGUCUGUUUAUGGUCGCGGGACACUCGGACACAUUCAUGAUCAACAGUGACAUUCACCGAGCGUACAGAUAACGCCUGAGAAACCGUAGCAGAGGCUGAAAACUGGUGGAAUUAUGUCCCGUCAUGAAGGUGUGAGCUGUGACGCAUGUUUGGAUGCGAAUUUUCGUGGGCGGCGCUACAAAUGUUUGAUAUGCUACGACUAUGACCUUUGCUCCACUUGUUAUGAAGGUGGAGCCACAACGACCCGGCACACUACAGAUCAUCCCAUGCAAUGUAUUCUCACUCGCCAUGAUUUUGAUGUGUAUUAUGGAGGAGAAGCACUUUCAGCAGACCAGCCUCAAAGUUUAACAUGUCCAUUUUGUGGGAAAAUGGGCUAUACAGAAACCUCUCUCCAGGACCAUGUUACAGCAGACCAUCCGGACACAGCAUAUGAAGUGGUGUGUCCAAUAUGUGCAUCUGUGCCAGGGGGAGAUCCCAACCAUGUUACAGAUGAUUUUGCUGCUCACCUCACGUUGGAUCACCGCUCAGGGGCUCCCAGGGACCUUGAUGAACCAUCUGGAUCACGCCAUGGAGUACGUAGAAUACCUCACCAGGGCCGAGGUAUCGGAAGGGGUGUAGCUAGACGGAACAUGACGUUUGGGAGUGUCAGCAGUGGUCUGUUUUCCCCAUCUUCACGCGAGUCGAUGGAUCCCAUUGCUGAGUUACUCUCGCAGCUUUCGGGAGUGCGUCGAGCCACGGCAAGUGACAACUCCUCUUCUGCUGCCUCACAGCUGCAACAGUUGCAGAUUCAGUUAGAACGGCAGCAGGUAGCAGGCCAGCCAACCAGCCAGGCUGCUGGUCUUCGUCAGCAGUUGGAGCGACUUCCUAGACGUGGUGGAGGCCCUAGCACUGGAGGGGUUGGCAGCGGGGCGAGUGGAAGCGCAUCGAAUAGCGGCGGAGGGAGUGGAGGGGGCGGAGGGGGCAGCGGAGGGGGAGGGGGCAGCGGUAGUCACAGCGGAGUCAUGGUCAACCUUGGGUCGAGCAGCACGGCGAAUGUGGUGACGACCCACCACCAGCCUCCUCCGCUACUAGUCCAGCCCACAUCCCACUCACAACCACAGUCACAGUAUCUCCUGGCAAGGCUUGGAGACAGUGAGAGUGAGACAGAUACUGGCACUGGGAGCAGUGAUAGAGCAGGGUUUGUCCAGGAACUGUUACUGUCCACCCUUUGCGACCUAAGCCUAAGCCACGGAGUCAUGGAGGAAGGAGGGGUCCUGGCAUCUACCCUUGGCAGGACAGGAAGUGAAAUGUCACAUGGGAAGGACUGUAGUAAAGGUGAUAGUGAGAAGACCCCGAAGGGUGUAGCAUCAUCAGACGUGUCGACUCAGACCUCUACUAGCACUCAAGUCCCCUCCAAUACCACAAACACAACCAAUACCCAGACUAACACACAGCUCCCAGCUAUGACCCAGUCCAAGACCACUACUUCAAUGAAGUCUGUCAAGGGGGCCAAGGGUGUUGUUGUAGCUCGAUCUAGUCCGGCAAAUCAGCAGCAGCAGCAUCAACAACAGCAGCAGUCAAAUGGAGGAGGGGUGGUAUCACGGCCAUUAACAGGGACGGGAACGGUGGCCGUUUCUCCAGUGGGGGGCCCCGGGAGGGGUCGAGCGUCGGGGGGCUCAGUGUCCCCGGGCGCAGCCCGCAGGAAGUUAGUACGUGGAGUAGAGGGCCGCGCCACAGAGCCUCCACCACCUCACUAGUACCCGCAGAGUCUAGUCCAGCACCAGAAGGCCUUCCUGAUGCCAACGAACCUUGCCCUUGCCACCCUUGUCCCUGCCACCCUUGUACCUGCCUGUAGCCAGCCAGACCAAAGAGGCAGGCAGGAUUCAGAACUUACAAUAAAGUUCUGCUAACAGUUUUGGCUUGGGUGUGAAUGUAUCAGUUAAUGGAUGUGGUUGGAAAAAGUUGUGUCUGGGUGUGUGUCUGGUGAUGUAUAGUCAUUUGUGCCACAGUCAGUGAAAGUGAUCAAGACAGCAAGAAGACAGGCUGGCUUGGCAGACUGGCAGAUGAGAAAAAAGGGGGCCCCUGGUGCCAAGAUGAAUUAAUAUGUACAUAUUGCAUGCUGUUUAAGCAUGCCAGGUUGCUGUGUAUAAAAUAUGUUCAGGCCUUCAUAAUACUGCAUAGCUUUACCCUAACCAAUCAUGAAAUCACAAUAUUGGCAUUGUCCUCAGUACUGUUCCUUCCCCAUCCUUGAUAACCAGAAUCACUCAGAACUAGUUCCUUUGUAAUAUAUAUUUCAAAUUGAGUAUUAGGUUUGAUUUCUUUUUUUUUCUUCUUUUUUUCUUCCAUGUGGUUUUUGCUGACAUAAAUAGAUUUUGAAGAUUUUUGCCCAAAUAGUGUUUGGAAUAUUUACAAAUUGUACUUUUUGUUGCAAAUGAUAUAACAGUAAGUAAUUCUUAUUAUAGAGCUUCACUUUGCUUUGGUAAGAUGAUAAUGGGUCACUCUCUUGCAGCCUAGUGUGAGACGUGUUAUAAAAUAAGUUAUUUGGAAGCCAUACCGUUUUUCCCCAGUGCUCUGAGAGCUGAGAACUUUUAAACUGAACUAGGAUGCAGGCACAUACAGUGCCACUUAGCUUGUUACCCAUCAUUUCUUGCCAUCAGUAGUAGUUGGAAGCCAUGCCAGAAUCCACAUGUAGCAUUUUUUAGGUGAAAUCACAAAUGUUCUGUGACCCCCAGGGAUUUUCAAUUACAAGCAGUUCAUUAGAAAUUGCUUCAAAGUCACAAUGAUACUUAAUCAAUAACAAGUAAUUCGAUCUUAAAGGAAGUGAAAAGUAAUAAAACCUGUAAUAAAAGAGAGCAACAUAGAGAGAGGAUGUUCCUGGGUGCAAGAAAUGUCACUUUUACCGUCUCAUGCUAGGCUGUCUUGUGAUGUUUCAUGGCACACUCAAAUUAUUCUACAGAUGGAUGAUCAUAAAAACCAAGAAACUUUUUUUUUUCUUUCUUUUUUUUUUUUCCUUUUUUUUUCUCCAGAUAUACAUCAUAGCACAGAUGAGCUAAUAUGUUUUAACAUUUUUUGGGAAUGUUUAUGAAUAAAAGUUGUAUGUACUUUUAAGCUCAUCUCUCUUUUUUUAUAUAUAUAAAGAGCAGUUGUAUUUUGUGACUAGAUCAGCAAUUUGGGCCAAAUAGGUCAGCCUAAUAUGCAUUUCCCAAUCCGCAAACGCAUGGAAUCCAAGGUUAUUGGAGAAGUACACGAGGCACACAUUAGCGGACAAUAUAUGUGGAAAUGAAGGGUUUACAGUUGAUAUGGAAAAUUAUGGCUUAUAUUCUCUUCAUUGUUAUUGUACAUUGAAAUAAAAAAGAACAUACACUGUAAAGCAUUAUUGAAAAUAGAUGUCUCUGAUUACAAUUUCUCAUUUCUUUCCAUGCUUCCUCUGAUUGACUAUUAGAAAUCCUUAUUAGAUUUAUUAUUACCUACAUCGGUGACAGGAAUCAGAAAUAUAUACUGUUGCAGAUUUUAUGCAGAUUAUUUAUGCUAUUGUUGUAGAUAUAUAAGUAUUUAUGUUUUUAUUGCUAUCAGUUUGAUCGUUGGUAUCAUAAUGUGCCCUUGGGUAUGAUUAUGAUGUUAAAGUCUGUUAAUGUGUUGGUAACAGUGGUAAUAAUCAUUAGUAGAGAGAGAUAAAGAACUGGUUGCUGAUUUGAAUGCCAUAUUCCUUGACGCUCGUGGAAUAUAAUUAAAUCGUAAAUACUUUUGUUUAUGGGAACGUGAUUUAGUAAAGAAUGCAUUUAUUUAAUAGAGCUUAGCAAACUAUGGGAUGUCUCACCCUUUAUGAUGUGUUGGAAGUCUCAGUUGUAGGACUGGAGGAUUUUUUCUGGUUUAUCAAUAAAUGAGAAUGAGUGGCAAGGUUAAAUCAUUACGUUACAUACUGGCAGACAAUUAUUUUAGGAAAAUCCCUAUUUUUGCUUUACUGAAGUUGAGAUAGUUUGUUUGUAUUUAAAAUUGUUUUGAUGCACAAACAAUACAGUAGCUACUACAUAAUAUGGAAGUUAUGUAAUAGUUUCACAUGCAGUAGUAGAAUGUUUUCUUCUGUAUCUAUUUUGUUUCCCAAAUACGUGAAUCUAAGGAGCAAUUGAAUAGUUAAGUGGUUCAGUUUAAGCUUACAAGUUAAUUUCAGUCACCAAAUCACCGUCAUCAUUUUCUACCAACUGAUGACUCUUCGUGUAACACAUGAUUUCAGUUGGCCUUGCAUCAAUGGUAUUCCGUUAUUUAACCCCAUACCUUAACUGUUUGCAGAGGGAACAGCUUGCCAAUGUGUUGACUAGAUGAAAAAAGUAGUAUUUCUAUGGAUGUUGAUUUCCAAAUGGUGCCUGUGUAAAGAAAACAGAUGUUUGGCUGUGUGUAUCUGUAUAUGCGUGUGUAUCCAUACAUGAAAUGCACAUCCAUUUGCAUAAAUAUGUAUAUAUUUAUAAUUCUAGUAUACAAAGGUUUGUUUAUACACAUCUUGCCAUUUAAAUAGGGUCAUAGAAAGUUCUUUAUGUAGCAUUUGAUAGUGCUUGGACCUCUCAUAUUAUUUGCAUGUUUCCUAGACUCCCACUUCAUAUUCACUUUCAAAUAUUGCUGUGCACUUUAACAUACUUGCAACAACUUUACACAUAGAGGCAGUUGUGUUAAUGUUUUUCAGUAUUCUACCUAAAAAAGCAGUUGUCAGGUUAGUUUCUUUACUUUUUUCCCCAGAAAUGAUGCCUUGUAUGUGAAUCCAUCUCGUAUAACCUAUAAGCUUGUUUUCACUUGGUGGACACUCGUUACUUUUUCUUAAACGGGUGCUAGAAGCCAGAACUGUAUUGUUAAUGCUGAAUAGCAAUGGGAUAUUAAAGCUGUAUUAAUUUA